Messenger RNA from Leptosia nina, 288 nucleotides. Lineage: Eukaryota; Metazoa; Arthropoda; Insecta; Lepidoptera; Pieridae. The record is from the annotation of a GenBank genome assembly.
AUGGCAAUAUAUUGUCAUCAGGCGGUUAGAUGCAACAUACACAAAGAGGCUAUAUUUUCGUCGAGGAAGACUGGGGGGCGCGCGGGCGGGAGACAGGGGGGAGGUACGGGCAGCCUGUGCCGGCUCGGAUUACGGCGACCAUCUGCUGCGACAAACAAUCGGCCUAACGAGUGCUCGCGGCUCGCGACAGGAUUAAAGCCUAAUACAACUGCGAACAAUGCUGUCGACGCCUUUUACAAGCUGAACGCUAACAGCUCGUGUCGCGUCGCGGCGAGCCCUUCUCGCUGA